AUGGCGUCAAAAAAUGAAAAUAUUUUGAGUAAUAGUACGGAGCCUAUGGAUGAUGACAAGUCUAGUAUUCCUGCAGAAGAGAAUCAACAAUAUUCAGAAAGACCUAGACCUGGUUUAGCUGGUCCCAUGAACUUAUCAGUUUGUAUUGGGUUCAUUUUAAUGUGUCAUACAAAUACACCAUCUGAUGAACAUUUUUCUGUUGAUACUAAUAGAAUAGUAGAUAUGCUUUCAACAAACAAUGCAGAUAUUGAUGAUGAAAUAGAUCGAUUACAAGAAUUUGCAAACCAAAACCUUUUGAAUUUGUAUACUUGUAUUAUUAAUCAAAAUGAAAAAAGAUUUUACAAUAUGAAUGCUACGUCAGUAGAAGAAAAUCAAACAUGGUCCCGUGUUUGUCUUGUAUUUGACAAAAAUAAUCAUAGUUUUUAUGUUUUCUAUGUACGUGAUAAUAACGAAAAAAACCAUACAAUGUUCUCAAUGGAUGAUACACAUAUUUUAAAAUUAUUCGAAAAUUCAGUAGAAGUUUAUACGUGGCCAGGUGACUUUGCCACAGUAAAACAGAUAUCUGAUCAAGAUAUAUCAAUGACUGAUGAAGGAAAAAUUUCAACUUCUCCAAUAGACUACAAUAAAGUUAACCGUGAAAAGCAAUCAGAAAUGAUAUUGAACGCUUCAGGUGCAUGUAAUUUACUCAUUCAAAAUAUACAAAACCUCAUCAAUUAUAUUGGACCUCAACUUAAUAAAUAUCAAAUUCCUGAUCAACACUUGAUGAUGUUACCAAACCCUAUUCGUGAAGCUCUUACUUUUCAGAUGCAACAAUUAUUAGAAAUUUCAGACUUAGCGGUAGACAUUUUCACAAUUAAUCGUAAGGCAUCAACUUCAGUAGAAAGUGAUGAUGCUAGAAAUAUUGUUUUAAAUGAAUCAUCAAACAAUCAUGAACAAGAUAUUUUGUCCAAUGACCUAAUCCUUACUCAAGCAUCAGUACCAAACACAAAUAAUAAUUCCAAAAAUAAAAUCAAUCUAUCUAAACUAAAAUUAGUUAAUCAACCAACACGAUGUUGGCAUCAUCGUAAUUUAGAGGAAUUACGUGAUAAUCGUUGUCCAGCAGUUCAUGUUGAAGGACAUGGACAACGCGCAUCUUUACAAUUACAAUUUCCAGAGAAUAUAAAAGAAUAUAAAGAAGAAAUAUUGACUUUCAAAAUGAUUAAUUUAUAUCAAAACAAUGUUAUCACCAAAACAUUAAUCAAAAAUAAAAAACUUAAAUGGUGCCGAUUAAUGUUUGCUAUUUACGUUAAAUUAACUAAUGGUCAAUUCGAAUGUGUUUCUUCACCAAUAUUUUCAGACCUUAUUAAAGAAACUUAUGGUGCUCAAUCAGUUAAAAUUGACAGUGUUUUUCCAAGUAAACUUUGUGAAAGAGGUGGUCAAAUGAUCUUUGUUCCACUGAAAACAACAGAGGAAAAGCACAACUUAGAUAUAAAAUGUAAUGAUAAAGAACUUAAUGAUAGUGGUUUUCAAAUUGCUGGAACAAUUUUAUCAUUUGAAUCACCCGUAUGCAUGCAAGGUAGUGAGAAUCUUCACGUAAUUAUACAUAGUAAAAAUACUGAAAAUCGAAUUGAUUUUACAUUGCCAUAUCAUAAUCAUGACAAUCAUCCUGACCCAUGUGGAGUGGUUAAUGAAGACUAA
This is a messenger RNA of Rotaria sp. Silwood1, 1677 nucleotides long. The record is from the annotation of a GenBank genome assembly. NCBI's taxonomy places the organism in Eukaryota, Metazoa, Rotifera, Eurotatoria, Philodinida, Philodinidae.